AUGUCACGUCACGCUCAGAAAGAUGAAGAAGCUGGCGGGCCUGGGUUGGGGGUUCUAGAGACACGAAAGAGAUCUUUUCGUGACGCAGGUGGUAUCAUUGUGACCCGACCACGAAAGAAGUCGCAGAAACGCGAAAGCGCGCCGGAAUACCCCAGUAAGACGCGAACCCUCCAACUGGGCCAGGAUGCAUUUUCAGUCAGCGAGAGCGAGCCACAGCAGACUAUGUCUCCGCCACCAUCAGAGAUUCUUGAAAUCUCGCCCCAAGCUGCCUCGGUUUCGGAGGCGCAUUCUGGGAACAAGCAUUCAGACCAGCUCCCGGAUUAUGACGGAUCAUGGCUUCUUGACAAAGAGCAUACUGAGCUGGUAUUCUCUCAAGAUACUGCCCAGUCGUCGCAACAAGAAAAGGUCCAGGAUCCAAUUUCUUUGGAUGGCCUCUUUUACGAGGGCACAGGCAAGAGCUACUUUUGA
Molecule: messenger RNA, 468 nt
Organism: Fonsecaea multimorphosa CBS 102226
Lineage: Eukaryota; Fungi; Ascomycota; Eurotiomycetes; Chaetothyriales; Herpotrichiellaceae
Exons: 1
Coding region: 1-468 (155 amino acids)
Source: RefSeq, a predicted model, not a curated record